This is a messenger RNA of Miscanthus lutarioriparius, 3021 nucleotides long. The record is from the annotation of a GenBank genome assembly. Lineage: Eukaryota; Viridiplantae; Streptophyta; Magnoliopsida; Poales; Poaceae.
AUGUCCGACCCCGCUGCCGGAGGCGGCGGCGCGUGGGCGAACGGCGGCCCCCGCUUCGGCGACAUGGUCUGGGCCAAGGUGAAGUCCCACCCGUGGUGGCCGGGCCACAUCUACAGCGUCAGCCUCACCGACGACGAGGAGGUACACCGCGGCUACCGCGACGGGCUCGUCCUCGUCGCCUUCUUCGGCGACUCGAGCUACGGGUGGUUCGAGCCCAGCGAGCUCGUCCCCUUCGAGGACCACUUCACCGAGAAGGCGGCCCAGGGCGGCAGCUCCCGCAGCAGCUUCGCCGCCGCCGUGGCCGAGGCCGUCGACGAGGUAGCCCGCCGCAGCGCGCUGGCGCUGCUCUGCCCGUGCAACAACCCCGACGCCUUCCGCCCCCACCCCAUCGACGGCAACUUCUUCCUGGUCGAUGUCCCGGCAUUCGACACCGACGCCGACUACCACCGCGACCAGAUUCGGGCCGCGCGGCAGCGAUUCGUGCCGCGGAAGGCGCUCGACUACUUGCUGGACGCCGCCGUGACUCAGCAGGACGCGGCAGAAAAAGCCACGCGCACCGUGCCUGGGAUGGAGAUGGCCGGGCUGUUCACGGCGUACCGCCGCGCAGUGUUUUCGCCGAUAGACAACACCUACGCUCAAGCGUUCGGGGUGGAUCCCGAGCUGGCCCUUGCUGCCGAGCAGAAAGCCGCGGCAGAGCGAGCUCAACGAGCGCGGCCGCUCAAAGGGGGACUCAGGAAGACGGCGGCGGAGCAGGCCACGCCGGCGGGCGGCGGCCGCCGGAGGGGCGGCGCGGGCGGGGCCGCCGCGAGGCUCAUGGAGAAGAUCGUCCCGGGCGCGUCCGCCAUGAAGGCCAAGUCCAGCAGCAAGAAGGACCAGUACCUGCUCAAGCGCCGGGACGCGCCCGAGGCCACCUCCUCCGCCCACCACCGCCAGCCGCAGCUCCCGGACGCGCCACCGCCCGCGCCUGUGCCCGUGCCGGACGACGGGCCGCCUGGCUUCCCGGCCAGCGGCGACCCGCCCACGCCGCCGCUGCCUGGGAGCUCCAUCGCGGACGAGGACUUCAUGAUGCUGCAGAGGCGCGCCCCGCUCGUCGAGGUCCCUCCUCCCGCCGCCCACCAGGCCCAGCCGACCGAGGGGCCCACCGCAGCCGCGCCCAAGAAGGCGACCAAGCCCAAGAAGCCCCGCAAGCGCGAGCCGGAGGAAGGCGCCGAUGCCGAUGUCGAUGCCAGCCCCGAUGCAGUGGACGCCGCCGGCGAGCCCAAGAAGAGGAAGAAAAAGAAGAAGCUUUCCGACCUGGACGGCGCCGGCAAGACCGCCGCAGUGGUUCAGGACCCCAACGGGCUUGACCUGACGCAGGUACUAUCAGACAUCCGGAACCUCCCGCUGGCUCCCUUCCAUGGCGCCGACCGCCGCAUCUCUGACACCGCUCGCUCCUUCGUCCUCGCGUUCCGCUCAAAAUACUACAAGAAGAGCUACGAGAACGACCCACCGGAGGAGUCGAAGAAGAUGAGCCUGGAUAAGCCUACUGCCGCCGCGGCCGCUGACGGCCAGUCGCCCAAGAAGAAGAAGCCCGCUGCACCGAGGCCUGGCGCAGGCAAUAAUGACCCCACCAAAGCCGGCGUGAAGCGCGGGCCAUCGGACCGCCAGGGGGAGCUGGCCGUGAAGAAGAAAGCCAAGCUCGAGAAGAUCAAGACACUGUCCAGUGAGAAGAAGGCCGCCGGUCUGGAGCAGAAAAACACAGCGGCGGCGCAACAGCAGGCAGCACGGGCUGCAGGCGGCAAGGACGGCAAGGCUGAGAUGGGUGGUGGUGCGGCGGCCAAGAAGAAGGAGCCGGCGCCGGCACCCAGGGUCCGUACCCCGUCGCCGACGGCGCUGAUGAUGAAGUUCCCGCUGAAGAGCACGCUGCCGUCGGUGGCGUCGCUCAAGGCACGGUUCGCGCGGUUCGGCCCGCUGGACGUGGACGGCAUCCGCGUGUACUGGAAGUCCCACAUGUGCCGCGUCAUCUACAGGUUCAAGGCCGACGCGGAGGCCGCGCUCAGGUACGCCAAGGCCAACGCCAUGUUCGGGCAGGUGGACACGCAGUACCACCUCCGCGAGGUCGAGUCAGGGGCCGGCCGCGACCCGCCGCUGGCGGCGCCGGCGCCGGAAGCGCCGCCCCCGCAGCAGCAGCAGCGCUCCGAGCUGCGGCUCAUGGAGACGGCAUCGUUCAGGCCCGGAAGCUCCGGGAACGGCGCCCCGCUGCCCAUGUCCAGGGCCGCCGGGGCCGUGCCGGCGCGUCCGGCCGUGGGGCAGCAGCAGCAGCCCAAGUCGAUCCUGAAGAAGAGCACCGAUGAAGGAAACUCUGGGACCACAAGGGAGGUCUCCCGUGUGAAGUUCAUGCUGGACGGCGCGGACGGCGGCAAGCUCGAGCCGCCCGCGCCGCCGGCGAGCGUUGGCGGCAAUGGCGCGGACAGCGGCAUCAAGGCUGCCAAAUCCGUGGGGUUCGCUUCUUCCCAGCCUCUGCAGCCGCCCAUGCGCCCGGCGCUGCUGCAGCAGCAGCAGGCUCCACGCGCCGCCGUCACGCAGCAGCUCCCGCCCCCGCCGCCUCUGUCGCUGCAGCAACAUCUCCCGUACCACCAGCCUCGCGUCGCCGACGGGCCUCCACUGGUGUCUCCCCAAGGUCAGCUGCUGGCAUACCCGCCACCUCGCGUCCACGGCGAGGGCCCCUCCGCGCUCCCUGGGCAACCGCUGCCGUACCAGCCUCGCCCCACCGGCUUCCCUGGUGGACAGCAGCAGCAGCAGGUGGGGUACCCGCCUCGCUCCGGCGACAGCCCGCCGCUCCUCGCCGGACAGCAGCAGCAGCAGCAGUUCCCGCCUCGCCCCAGCAACGCGAACGCCGCCGAGGAGGUCCCGGCGUGGAAGAGGGGGGAGAAGGAGUUCAAGGAGGAGGUGUGGAGGCUGAUGACGGGGAUCGCCAAGAUGGUGGAGCCGCUGACCGACAAGAACGGCUUCUUCCCCUACCACCUGUUCCGAGCACAGUGA